Exophiala dermatitidis NIH/UT8656 is the source of this 2088-nucleotide messenger RNA. RefSeq lists its product as uncharacterized. The transcript has a single exon. The coding region runs from base 440 to 790 and encodes 116 amino acids. Lineage: Eukaryota; Fungi; Ascomycota; Eurotiomycetes; Chaetothyriales; Herpotrichiellaceae. The record is from RefSeq and is a predicted model, not a curated record.
CCUGCAGAUCGUGCCUUCGGGCUGACCGCUGACAGCCGCUUAUCGGGCUCGAACUGCGCUAUUGACAGGUACUUCUGAGGUGGUCCAAACACACUCCUAGCCCAUCCUUGACGUUGACAGUAAAUGCUCGGUUCAUGAUACUACUACUUGCACCAUCGAGUAUCAUGUCCUCGUAUUCCAUGCUGCUCCCUGCAAUUGUCUCACGCCGACUUUCCCCUGAAAUUAACAAGUACAGGCGUCCCAUCUCAACUUGAAACUGCCUCCAUUCAUCUCUUGUCCUUACAGAACCACCGCCUACGCGGACUCCUGCCACCAGUUUGCAAUGGGUGAAUCCUUGUCGGCGCUCCUGCUGUAGGCGUCGCCUUUGCGCCUGCUUGAAUGUCAUUAUUCCUGGGAUUGCAAAGCAAGGCCCAUCUUACAAACAGAGCACUUAUCGGCUAUGAGACGUGAAAUGAGCGGAAAGUCGCUCAGGGAUGUUCCGGACAGCUGCAUUGGCCUGACAUCCAUGUUACUCCUGAUCAGGAGAUUAUCUGCGCACAGAAAUAGGGACGCGCAUGAAGCCUACAGGAUGUCCCAUUUCAGUCACACAGGACGACACAAAGACCCGAACUACUGGGCUCCGCAUCCACAACACGCUCUUCAUGGUUAUCGAUCUGGCCGUAAUUUGCGGUUUCACUCUGGCAAUGUGUUUCUGCUUGCCAGACUGUCCCGUAAGCACAUGGACAGUACUAUAGUGACAUUUACAGCCAUUUCAAUUAUGGUUCAAUGGCCGAUGCCCAGGCUUGACUAGGACCGGCACCCUUCUGGGCCAUUAUUGGUGAAGUCGAUUGUUUCGACAGAGCCUUCAACAUCUCCAGCUCGCCAUAGCGCCAGCAAGAUUCCGCUUAUGCCAAUUCCAAUGCCUUCAAGGCAGGAAGUCAAUUGUCCUUACUAACAAAAGAUCUGUGGCCCAUGUCAGGAUCAACCUUUGUGUAAGCCCGUUGCCGACGGAAGCACAGCCCGCUUGUGCAACGGAACUGAACAAGUCGUACUCGGAUCACCGUCGCAAGUGCGCGAGCCAGACCCGGGGCGACCGCUACUCCUUAGCCUCGUCAAACUUGGAGCUAACCCAGACGCGCUUCAGUGAGAUUUCCCAGGCCUGACCGUGAGUCCUUGGAUCAGUAGCUGGAAUUUGAAGAUGAGGUUGAUUCGUAUCAAACCCGGAAUCUCGAGUCGAGACACGUUAUCUUUCCUCAUAAGGUCGUCCAGGUGAGUUUUGGCAAUGUGGACUUGUCGCAUCUGCCAAAGGCAUUGAGUACGAGCAUCUCAUCAACCUUGAAAGGGUUACCAAGCUGAAUUCCCUGGCAACCCCGUGGUCAUUACCCGCCCGUCGCCUUAUAACCGUGAGGAGGUGGACGGAGAGUCCUUCAAGUAUUCCGGCGGAUCAGCUUAGCGGCCAAGAACCAGCAGGGUCCUUGUGACACAAUGGAUACCUGGCGAAUCUCAGUCGCACCUUGCAGUUGCCUGUUGAAGCUUCAGUGCAGAUGGGAUAUCUUCAGUCGUUUCAUCGCAGAGGAGCUCGAAAAGUCGUGCGACCUGCCGGCCAUGGAUGAGUCGGAGCUUGUUGAUCAGUUCCGCAGGAGGUCGUUGCCGCAUCAGGCCCUGCAUCAGGCUUUGCUGCCUUGGCUUGAAUAUGUCCUCUCAUACUGCUACUGCUAUAGCUUGGAGUCGUCCAUUUGGCAGAAGUUCUCAUGUUUCCAGGGAAAUGAAAGGGUCUGGACAAUGGAUGAAAUGAAUGCCAUGGUUCGGAACGACACGCGUCAAUCUCUUUGAGUCACUGUCGACUCUUUCUCCUGUAUUUUGGUCCCGUUCGAGUCCUCAGCACUCAUUACGCCGAUGUUAUUGUCCGGGAAGGUAAGGUAUAUGCCACGCAUGAGAUGACACAAGGAAGCUCCGGUUGCUGUGAUAGAUUGCUCCUUAAAAGGCGGGAUGCUAGUGAUAAACAUACUAUGUACAAGCUGAGCCUGAGUGUGACGCGACUCGGACAACCUCGCAGCCUCGUCAGCCUGAUUUGAGUGGGCCCUGGCUGCAUACUAUACCCAAUAGAAC